UGACACUGAUGUUUUCAGCGUUUGGUGCACAUAAUAAUCUUAAUAUUGAUACUAUUUGCAGAUACAGUAAACAGUCUUUCAGUAUAGAAAAACAAGAAUUAAGCAUCGGCAACACAAAAGGCCAUUCUUUUGAUCCAGAUGCCCCGCCACCCUAGUUAGUCUGCAAGAUUACGAGAUAUCCAUCCCACUGAUACACUGCUGUCUCAAACCUUUUGUUCUUGCAGAAAUAGGUCAUUACCUGAUUGUUAAGUGUGCUCUGAAUUGCCCCCUUUCUGGUCAUGUGACUUAAAAUACAAAGGGGGCCAGUGUUUUUGCCAUCACUGGACUUAUCUAACAAUGCGUCUUGGAGGGAUGAAUUUCAAAACAAAAUCAUACCAUUGAUAGUGUAAAGAUAAGAGAUCCCGUCUGUGAAACCCCCAUCUAUUGGCUGGUGUGGGGGGGUGGAGAUGAUGGCCCAUAAAGUCUACUUGUCUUGUGUAUAUAAAUUACAUUGUUACAUUUGCACUGAUUCAAAAACAUAUAAAAUGUGGAUAUUUUUCUUAGGAAUCUUGGUGAUGGGGGCACUGGGGACAAAAGGGGACUCUCCGCCACAGACAGUCAAACACCAGCAUCUUAAGGCCCUUCACUGCCCUCCCUGUGAGCAAAUUCACUGCUCCCCUCGACAGGCGCUGAGGCUCAGGUGUAGAGGGGGGGUGACCACAGGUGUGUGCGGCUGCUGUCCUGUCUGUGCCAGAACCGAGGGCGAGAGCUGUGGGGGGGCCUGGGACUAUCUGGGCAAAUGUGAUCAGGGGCUAGUAUGUGUCUAUGAGGAGUCAGAACAGGACAAGACUGAGAGGACUGGAGUCUGUAAAGCAGUUAUUGAGCCACUGGAUUCAGAGAGCUGUCAUCCAGAGUGCACAAAGGAAUUCUGUCAUGAAAACCCAACUAAAAUCUGCUCUGCCAGACUUGUGUCUCUGGAUAGGAGGCCUUGCCAGGGCUCUUGUCAGCACACCUCCUGCUCCGCUUGUGUCCUGCUUGAGCCCCCGUCCUGUCCACAGACCUGUCCCACCUCAGAUGCCUCCUGUCUGCAGCGCUUCGGCAAAUGUGUUCAUAACCACCUGCUCACACCUCACCACCAGCCUGUGUGCCACCAUAACAUGCAGAGUAACAGUGGAGGAAGCUUGGUGUGUUUAGUCCCAGACUGUCCGAAUGCAUCUAAGUGAAUUAUUGUGAGACUCAAUGUAUGUAGCACAAGCACCAAGGCAGCUAUUUGUACAGAUAAACUGUGAAUGCAUUGUAAUUCAAAUAAAUAAUGUCUUACUGAAGUAUUGUAUUUGCUAAGCGGAGUGACAGCCCCCCCCGCAUGGGCUGCCCCCUGUGAUGUGAGUGUUAUUCAAUAACAGUUUAUGAGGCAGUCGAUAUAAUGAGCUGCUAUGAACAGGGCCAACAAUGAGCCUUCUGUGUGGUGGCCUUCAAUUAUGACACUUUCAAACUAAAACUCAAUAGAGUUCACAAUAAUCAUUUUGACUACUGUUGAUUUGCGCUAAAGUAGGAUAUCCAAACCAAAAUGUAUAAGUUUAAAAAAUGUACGAUGUGACAGUACUCCAAAAUGCCAAGAUUGAUAUCCUAUCAUUACAAAUAUAGAUAAAAUGCUUUUUUUUAAUAACAACACCUUCAUUAGACUAGAUAACAUAUGAAUAAAGACUUAAAUCAUAACAAUUAAGUUAUUAAG
This is a messenger RNA of Boleophthalmus pectinirostris (great blue-spotted mudskipper), 1711 nucleotides long. Its product is annotated as IGFBP domain-containing protein. Gene Ontology annotation, cellular component: extracellular region. Gene Ontology annotation, molecular function: insulin-like growth factor binding. The record is from RefSeq and is a predicted model, not a curated record. Gene Ontology annotation, biological process: regulation of signal transduction; regulation of cell growth. NCBI's taxonomy places the organism in Eukaryota, Metazoa, Chordata, Actinopteri, Gobiiformes, Gobiidae. Bases 447 to 1202 code for a protein of 251 amino acids. The transcript is spliced from 5 exons.